AAAAAGGGCGAAAGAGAACGGUCCUUCUUCUUGAUCCUGCGGCGUUUUUAACCGGUACCCAUCCCUAAUAAAUGUAGUCUUUCCAAAUUUAAACCCAACACCGCGACGAAGCUCCUCUAAUCCUAGCUUUCUCUUCACACAUUUUUCAGAGAGAUUGAUUGAAGAAAGGAAAGAUGUUUGGGACAGUGAUAAGGUACAUAGGAAGGAAACCAAAGCCAAAGAUGAAACCAAUUGAGCUUAAUACUCCACCUGAGCAAACACAGACUAUAACGAGGGUUAUCUUCGACAUCUUAAAGGAGCAUGGUCCUCUCAAUAUUACCGACACCUGGGAACGAGUCAAGGAUGUUGGCUUGAGAGGCUUGACAAGCAAAAGACACAUGAAGAUAGUUUUAAGAUGGAUGAGGGAAAGGCAGAAGCUUAAGCUUAUAUGCAAUCAUGUGGGGCCCCAGAAGCAAUUUCUGUAUACGACAUGGUUCACAAAACCAAAUAAAAUGCAUAUAAAGCCAGGAACUCAUACUUCCUGGCCAAAUACUAAGUAGCUAAUGACAGGAAGUGAGAUUUCCCGGCCAAAGUCAUCAUAAACCCUAUAACGUGGUGUGUGAUAUGAACCAAAGAUUUAAUGGGGCUUUCUAUUGUCGAGUAAUAAGAGAAACAAGAGAAAAAGAUAUGAGCAUUGUAUUCCAUUCAUCGUGUUGUGAAGCUUAACGGCCAAAUAAGGUGGCUGUUACAGGCUUUUAAACAGAGUGAAUAUCAAGACCUUAGCUUGUGGGUAGAGACUCUCCUCCUACUCCAAAACAAAUGGUGAUUCGAGUAGAGCUGAAACAAAGCAGCAUUGCUAUUGAAAUAAACUCUCAGAACUCGAAUGUGAUUGACUACUUUGAGGCUUUUGGUACUUUGUUACUUUUGCUUUUUUAAAGAAAAACAAAAGAAAAGAAAAACCUUUAUAAGUUGAAAACAUAAUUGUGUUUUAUAACCAUCAUUGAGAUAUGAAGGAAAACAAAAGUUGUCUGCUUAAACUCUAGUUUGCGCAGGUUUUAAGAUCAGUUGUUUAAUGAGUUCAAACACUGCCAA
Messenger RNA from Capsicum annuum, 1071 nucleotides. RefSeq lists its product as uncharacterized. The record is from RefSeq and is a predicted model, not a curated record. The coding region runs from base 174 to 539 and encodes 121 amino acids. NCBI's taxonomy places the organism in Eukaryota, Viridiplantae, Streptophyta, Magnoliopsida, Solanales, Solanaceae. The transcript has 2 exons.